AUGGAAUCCUCCGAUGCCCGAGAUGCCCCCAUCCAGCAGGGAGCCGAUACAGAGACACCCGCUUGCCAGACAUGUCGAAGCCGGAAACUGCGUUGCGUGGAAUGCGUGUACGACUAUCAUAGGAACAAACCGGGCGUGAAGAUCGGGACUAUCCAGACGUUGACUCAGAGAGUUGAAUUACUGGAAGUAGAGCUGGAUGCCGUCAGAUCUAAACAAGAAAGACUCAGUGUAGCUCCGACUACAGAGUAUGGGGGCCAUGAUGUGAACAUAAUCCGCGGUGUGGUAUCAUCCUUCAUGGAAGAGUGGUGGAGCAACAACUCUCGCCAGGAUGGGACCCGUCCACGCAGUUCAAUCGAAGGCAUCCAAGUCGACGAAGCAUCUCAGCCAAGGACACCUACCACAGCCCCGGAUAAUAGAGCCUCUCGCAAGAGAAGGCGUCAAGAAUUACCGGACCAACGAGAGCCCAGCGGACAACCGACAUAUCUGCCCUCGGACAACUUGGUCAAUGCGGUUCUUGAUGCAUACUUCUCCGCUGUACAUCCGUUCAUUCCAAUAAUUCAUGAGAUGCUCUUCCGGUCACGCCUGCGAGACCCCACUGAGCGACCGAAGCUGAUCGUUGUAUUGCAUGCUAUGAUGGUGUGUGCCCUUCGCUAUGUCGCCAACGAGAAAUUAGCAAAGGAAUGGAUUACACAACAUCCCGAUGCUCUCCAUAGAUCACGGGAGUAUGUUCUUUUGUCAAAUAUGAAUGAUAUCACUGUGGAAAAUAUACAGGCCCUGAUCAUAAUCGCCUUUGUACAUAUUGGGGACGGAAAUGCGAAAAAGGCCUGGCCCACCAUUGGGACCCUGAGUAGGGCGGUCGUGCUUUUGGGUCUUAACUGCGAGCCUGAUGAAACAGAACCUGGAGAAGCCUGUCUCAAGCCAUUGCAGUGCCUACCACCUGCAAGGGUUUGGACUGAAGCGGAAGAACGAAGACGAGUAUUUUGGAAUGUGUUUUUGCUAGAUCGAUUCUGUUCCAUUACGACUGGGUGGAAUAUGAACCUGUCAAGCGAUGAUGUUCAGGUCCGAUUGCCAAGUGAUGGGCUAUACUGGGUAAAAGAGGAGCCUGUGACCACCCCAUUUUUGAAUAUCUGGGAUUCUUCUAUGGCCAGACUGGGAAAAUCCGUCUCUUUUAUUACUGGUCACUUUGCAUCUCUGGCCGAUAAGGAAAAGGAGGCUCCACCUACAGGUCCGAAUUCAGAGCGAGUGUCGCCCGCUGUCCAAGCCCCCGAAGCUAGAGCUGUUGAUGUUUCGACAAUCGGAUCCUUUGCAUAUUGCAUAGAAGCGACCGAGGCUCUAAACAGAGUGGUUAAAUUCUUCCUUCAGCGACCAGUCGAUCUCCAAAAUAGGCAGGCAUUCAGCGCUUGGUUGACACGAUUCAAAGAAUUGGAUCUUCAAUUGAUUCACUGGAAAAUGUUUCUCCCACGGCGAUGGAAGGAUUCCAAUAUAUCGAGAGAGCCGGCAUUUGUUCACAUGGAUCCAAACCUGACCCUCGCACAUAUCACCCAUAACACCUCCAUGAUUCUACUCCACCAGAGCAUUGCCUAUCCGCGAGCGCAAAUCUUGGAGAAGCUUGAGUUGGCCAGCACGGCAAGCGCCGAGACUUGUCAGCUGGCAGCUCUCGAAACUGCUAACAUUGUACAAAAGUACCUGCAAUACACUCCGUUUGUGGGCCUUGUCAGCCCUCAAUUCUCAUUCUGCACCUUCAUCAGUGCUCAUGUUAUACUAGUGCACUCGAAUAUUCACAAAAAGGAGCUCCCGGAUACUUACAAAAUCCUAUUGUCAAGCCUACAACAAAUGUCCGACCGAUGGACUUCAAUGAAUCCCGAACUCAAAAUGGACAACGACAUCAAAAAUUUUGCCGGGGAUCUACUCGAACAGCUGCAAGUGUCUCAAGAAGCAUCGGGACCCCUAUCAUUUGAUUACAUCACCGAGGUGAAUCGUGCUCUGGGUGUUGAGCGUCCCGCACGUAGCCCAGACAACAGUCAAUGGAUAGAGGAACGUCGCGCCCAACAACGACACAGUAUAAUUCCAGUCACCGGGAACCGGCUACAUUACAUUAGCAAUGACCGACAGGCAAACAUCGAUGUCAAGGUCCUUUCAAAGUGA
Molecule: messenger RNA, 2145 nt
Organism: Penicillium longicatenatum
Lineage: Eukaryota; Fungi; Ascomycota; Eurotiomycetes; Eurotiales; Aspergillaceae
Product: fungal specific transcription factor domain-containing protein
Exons: 8
Coding region: 1-2145 (714 amino acids)
Biological process (GO): DNA-templated transcription; regulation of DNA-templated transcription
Cellular component (GO): nucleus
Molecular function (GO): zinc ion binding; DNA-binding transcription factor activity, RNA polymerase II-specific; DNA binding
Source: RefSeq, a predicted model, not a curated record